AUGCGUCGCUACCGUACAGCAUUUACUCGAGAACAAAUUCGCUUGCUAGAACGUGAAUUUAUUGGAGAAAAUUAUGUUUCAAAAGUGAGAAGAGGUGAAUUAUCUGCAGAGUUGGGGCUUCCUGAGGCUACAAUUAAAGUUUGGUUUCAGAAUAGGCGAAUGAAACAAAAAAGACAAAGUAUAACUUCAAUGAUGGGUGGGCUAGCAGCCGCAGCUGCCGCGGGAUGGCCCCAAUUUGAACAAAUUUUGCUCAAUGCAGCCAAGAGUGUUCAGACUGGAUUGACUUCCACCCCUUCUUCCUCAAAUUCUAAUCCUGCUGCUGCUUUACUUUUUGAUUUUUGGCAAAACAAAAAUGAUCAAAAUAAAUUAUGGCAACAAAAUAAUUAUUUAAAUAAUCAACAGUCUUGUUCUUUUUUUAAUUUUGAAAAUAAUAAUUUUAAUAAAUCAACAAUUAAUAAUAACCCUUAUUUAUUACAACAACCUAAUUUUAAUAUUAAAAAUAAUAUUAAUAGUCAAGCUGGAGGUUUACCAACAUUAUUACCUUCAAUUUGCGAGUUUUUAUCCAAUUCCUCAACACGUUCAUUGGAAGCGCCAAAAAAUGAAGAGAUUUGUUUUGAGUCUUCCCCAUCUGUUCAAAGUGAAGAAAAUAAUUGUAUAAUUAAUGAACAGAAGAUUUAA
Meloidogyne enterolobii is the source of this 678-nucleotide messenger RNA. Lineage: Eukaryota; Metazoa; Nematoda; Chromadorea; Rhabditida; Meloidogynidae. The record is from the annotation of a GenBank genome assembly.